This is a messenger RNA of Erythranthe guttata (spotted monkey flower), 2050 nucleotides long. The record is from RefSeq and is a predicted model, not a curated record. Lineage: Eukaryota; Viridiplantae; Streptophyta; Magnoliopsida; Lamiales; Phrymaceae.
UUCAUUUCACACCUCGUCGGGUCAAGGAGUACUGGAGGUGAGAUCCGAUUAAACAAUUGAAACAAGGCACAACAAAAUGCUACUGGGGUAGGUUAGGGUUUUUCGAUUUUCAAACGGAAAGAAAGGGGUGAAAUUUGAGUCGAUAUUUUCAGAUACAAGGGUAUUAUCAGAUGGGAACAUCUUCUGGAUCUCAUUUCAAUAAUCAAUCCUCAAUGUUGCCUCCUCGUCAACAGCCACGGCCUGGUGGAGGGGGGCUUCAAACCUCCCUCUCUUUGGUUUCACCAGAUGCCUGUGGAUCUCCAAAUAUUCACGAGCGUGGCUCCAAUUCUGAUCAAGUCCGUGAAUCCCCAUCGGAAAGUGCGAGUUCACGGGAAACCUGGCCCACUGCUGAUGCUUUGGUAGCCAAGAAAAUGGAGAAGGAAAAAGAAAGGGAUAAUGGUUUUGCUGAGCACUCUGUUACUCGGCGUAUUUCUAAUUCGGAUAAGCUCUCUCUCCGUGAUGUUGCCAGGGAAAGAGUAGAAAUUAUAGCGGAAACAAUGCAGAACCUCCCAGACGAGUAUCUGGAUAAGUUUAAAAACGAGCUUCGGGCUUUUCUUGAAGGUUUAGGUAAUUCUCAGCAAAGAGAAGAGUUUGUGUUGUUGCAGAAGGUGGUCCAAAGUAGAGGUGAUUUAACGGAGAAAACGUUGGUUAUGGCACACAGGGUUCAGUUGGAGAUUCUAGUUGCAAUGAAAACCGGAAUUCAGGCGUUUUUGCAUCCGAGUGUCAGCCUCUCUCAAGCUUCUCUCAUUGAUAUUUUCUUGUACAAGAGGUGCAGAAACAUAGCUUGUGGAAGCGCAUUACCUGCGGAGGAGUGUACAUGCGAGUUGUGCUCGAAGAGAAGCGGUUUCUGCAACCUAUGUAUGUGCGUGAUUUGCAACAAGUUUGAUUUCGAGGUUAACACGUGCCGCUGGAUUGGAUGCGAUUUGUGUUCGCAUUGGACUCACACUGAUUGUGCUAUUCGAAAUGGGCAGAUUGGCAUGGGCCCUUGUGUUAAAAACGGUGUAAGCUCGGCAGAGAUGCUUUUCAGGUGCCGAGCUUGCAGUCGAACAUCUGAGUUGUUAGGUUGGGUAAAAGAUGUGUUCCAGCAUUGUGCACCGAGCUGGGAUAAGGAAGCUUUGACUAGAGAACUUGACUGUGUAAGUAGAAUUUUCCGGGGGAGUGAGGAUUUAAGAGGCAGAAAACUCUUCCGUAAAUGUGAGGAGCUUGUUGAAAAGCUGAAAAGUGGGAUGCAAGAACUUAUUCCUUGUAAAGUUAUCCUAAUGUUUUUUCAAGAAAUCGAGGACCCUUCGAAGAAUCAAGACAGUGAAGAAGCUGGAAGGGCGAUAUCCCCACAGGAAGCAUUCAAUAGAAUAGCUGAUGUAGUGCAAGAAGCGGUUCGAAAGAUGGAAAUGGUGGCUGAGGAGAAAAUGCGGAUGGUGAAAAAGGCCCGUUUAAGUGUAGAGGCUUGUGAGCAAGAGCUAAAGGAUAAAGCUAGAGAAGUUGCUGCACUAAAGAUGGAUAGGCAGAGAAAGAAGAUACAAGUCGAUGAACUCGAAAGCAUUGUGAGACUUAAACAGGCCGAAGCGGAUAUGUUCGAAAUGAAGGCAAACGAGGCUCGAAGAGAAGCUGAAAGACUGCAAAGAAUCGCACUCUCCAAGACUGACAAGUCAGAAGAUGAUUACGCCAGUAGGUACCUCAAGCAAAGAUUGCACGAAGCAGAAGCCGAGAAGCAGUACUUGUUUGAAAAAAUUAAGCUUCAAGAAAGUUCUAGAACAUCACAGAGCAGUGGAGGAGGUAAUGACCCUUCACAGAUGAUGUACAACAAAAUCCAGGACCUUCUAAAAAACAUGUGAUAUUCAUCGUACGUGCACAAUUAUAUGUUUUUAAUGUUUGUGAAACUUAGAGUUUUGAUGUGUGAAUUAUUUGCUAUUAAACCAUGUUGUUGUACUAAUUUGUUUUAGCAUAGGGAAGGGAACGUCUUGAUGCUAAUGUACACUAAUAUCUUGCAAUGUGAAUCGUGAUUUGUGUUGGU